Jaculus jaculus (lesser Egyptian jerboa) is the source of this 357-nucleotide messenger RNA. Its product is annotated as 40S ribosomal protein S15a-like. The record is from RefSeq and is a predicted model, not a curated record. Bases 1 to 357 code for a protein of 118 amino acids. Gene Ontology annotation, cellular component: ribosome; cytosolic small ribosomal subunit. NCBI's taxonomy places the organism in Eukaryota, Metazoa, Chordata, Mammalia, Rodentia, Dipodidae. Gene Ontology annotation, biological process: translation. The transcript has 2 exons. Gene Ontology annotation, molecular function: structural constituent of ribosome.
AUGGUGCGCAUCAGUGUCCCGGCAGACGCUCUCAAGAGCAUCAACAAUGCUGAAAAAAGGGGCCAACGCCACAUCCUUAUUAGGUCGUGCUCCACACACGUCAUCGUUUGGUUUCUAACAGUGAUGAUGAAGCAUGGUCACAUUGGCGAAUCUAAAAUCACUGAUGAUCACAGAGCUGGGAAAAUUGUGGGGAACCUCCCAGGCAGGUUAAGCAAGCGUAGAGUGGCCAGCCCCAGAUUCAAUGCACAGCUCAAAGACUUAGAAAAGUGGCAGAAUAAUCUGCUCCCAUCGCGUCAGUUUGGUUUCAUUGUCCUGACAACCUCAGUUGGCAUCAUGGACCGUGAGGAAGCAAGAUGA